GCAAUACGCCAGCUAGUGAAAAAGAUAAUUGGUGAUUUAGCGUUGUUCGGUUGGCUUCCCGUACGUCAAAUGUAAAUAAAACAUGGCUCCUAGGCGAGGUAGAAAUACGAAAACGAUAAACAAUCCGAAUUACAGUAAUUUAAGCAUCGACGAUGUUCUAUGUCCGAUUUGCCGGAGCGUUUUGACGCAGCCCGUGACUUUGCCUUGCAACCAUGGCUUUUGCUUCGCGUGUUUCGAAGGUACGAUGCAAAAUGCUAACUUGGCCUGUCCGCUGUGCAGGGUGAGAAUCGGGUCCUGGUACCGGAUUGCCAAGAAGGAGAAGAGGCUGGUCAAUCAACGGUUGUGGGAGAUUUUGAGGGAGAAGUUCCCCAAACAGCUGGAAAACAAGCUGAAGGGCAUUGAUGAGCAGACAGUUGAAGAAGUGAAGAUACCAAUAGCAACACCAGGUGAGAUUAGAAGGGAAUAUGAGUUACAAAAACGGAAAGAAGAUGAGGAAUUAAAGCAAGAAAGAGAAAAAGAACAAAUUGCCAGUGAGGCUCUUAUAGAAAAACUUAAAAGGGAAGAGAAAGAGUACCUAGAAGCAGUAAAGGAAGAGGAAUUGAAAAAGAUAAAAUUGGAUGCCCAAGUAGCAAAAAAGUUGUCGCAGGAAUUCCAAAAAACUCCUGUCCGCAAGACGACUCUCGACCACUUUUUCAACAACAAAGAUUCCAAUAAAAAGAUGACCCCCAAAAUGCAGAAUUUCGCCACUAAAGAGUACACAUGCAGGGUUUUAUGCUUAGAUGUCAAUUCAAGUCAGCCUUCCACAAGUAAGGGUUAUUGUGGCAUGCCGGUUUAUCAGAAAAAAAUACAGCAGCUGCAAAAGAUUGUUGUCAAUGUUGAUAGCAGCGAUGGCAGCGACUGCAUUGAACAGGAAUGCCGUUAUUUUAAGCCUAUAGAUUACAGGCACAACCCACCGUCCGCUGGAAAAGCCCCUAUCAAAGUUCCUACAAGAAGGGCUACUUUAUGCGAUCCCAGUAAAAUAUUAAGGCCUUCUGGUGACAUAAACUUCCAAUCAAACAUACUCGAAUCAGCAUUUGCAAGGAUAUCAAUAGACGUUUUACCUCCACAAAACUACAAAAGUACUGAACCGACUCAAAACAAAAACAAAGCGAUAAUCGAAGAGACCCCCGGUAAAAGAAAAGCGGCAAAUAACGCCAAAACAUCGCCGUCUAAAAGGAAGAAGAGCGACGCAUCGCCAGCGAAACCGAAAAGGCAAAUAUUUCAGGAAAAUACAAGUCCCAAAUUUUUCGGUUUCGAUAACAGUGCCAUAAAAAAUAGCUUGCGGAAUCGGAACUUGGACAGCGCGAAAAAAAUUCAGGAGAAGGCGGACUUUGAGUUUGCCCGCAAGUUGCAACAGGAAUUGAACAGGACCUCUCAGUAUUCGACUAGGAGCCAGAUUUCCUCUACGCGCACUCGAAGGUCCAAAAGACAAAUAACUUUAGACGAGAUUGUAUCAAACGCUUACAAAGUUGUUUAAUGGAACAUAACUUUAAUUAUAUUUACAUAGAUAUAGUUCCAUGUAUUUUUGCUUUUUAUUAAAAGCAUACUGUAUGUAAUAGUAUUUACAAAUUUUGUGUUAUGCUGCCUAAAUCCAAGUUAACGAAUUUUAUUUUGUUUCUUGGUGCAUAUACUCCAAUACUUGUACAUUGUGUUAUCUAAUAACAAUUUCAAAUUGUGUAUAUAAAAAUUAUAUAUUUUUAUAUUAUGUAGAAACUGAUUUCAUUGUACUUUUUUUAAGCCAAAGAUGAUUUCAGUCCUUGAUUUUUUUCCAUUUUCGCCAAAACAAAGCAAAUAAAUGAUAUUAAAUGCUUUUCACAGACAAUCAACUUAAUUAUCCAUUAUUAUUUCAAUUAUGAGUGAUAGCAUUUGUGAUUGUUGAAAAAAAUUAAUUUAAAAGAAUUAUAAUGGCAAAAAAGCUUCUAUCAUAGUCAAUUUGUUUUGUUUUAUUAUCUAAGAGCAGAAUUUAAUUUUUAUUUGUAAAAUGUUGCUGUGAUAUCAACAGCUGUUAUAUUUUUUAAUAAAAAUCCGUUUCAAAGA
Molecule: messenger RNA, 2076 nt
Organism: Brassicogethes aeneus
Lineage: Eukaryota; Metazoa; Arthropoda; Insecta; Coleoptera; Nitidulidae
Source: the annotation of a GenBank genome assembly